GAAUAAGAAAAAGAAGAAGAAGAAGAAGAAGAUGAAGAAGAAGAAAAGGGAAGAAAGAUGCUCGCGGGUUCGGAGGAUCGGGCAUAGAAACAAAUGUACGCAUUAUGUAUUCUUGCUGCCAUUAAUUUGAGGCAGCACGUACAACAAAAUUGGCAAAUUAACUCAACGAGUACUAAACGUAUACCGUCGCAUAUUUCGUUAAAUUUACUAAAAUGCAACGAAACUAAUAACGUACCAAGGAAGAUCGAAAAUUUACGAAAGGAUUUGAAAAAUAAUGUAGAAAUUAAUAACGAAAAUAACGAUCAAACGAUAUGGCAAAGUUCGUGGUUUUAUUUUCGAAAAGUUAUUAAAGGUCCUCGACAGAUCUUCAAUAAUAUCAGCGAAUCAUUCACGAACUCUAAAACUACAAAUAGUCCCUUGUCGAAAAAUAUCUACAAUUCUGUAUUAUUUUUUCCAACUAAUUCAUAAAAUAAAUAUGAAUAUUGAAAUUUAAUAAUUACCAUCAAGGAAAUAAAUCAAUGAGGGACCAAUGAAUCGUUGAUAUAGAAAAUAAAGAAGUCAAACUUUGAGCUGUAUUCCUAAUGGCGCCUUAGGAAUUUAAUUACAGUACUCAAAGUAUUGAAAUAAAUUUACACGUCUAUUAA
Molecule: messenger RNA, 644 nt
Organism: Polistes dominula (European paper wasp)
Lineage: Eukaryota; Metazoa; Arthropoda; Insecta; Hymenoptera; Vespidae
Source: RefSeq, a predicted model, not a curated record